This is a messenger RNA of Tripterygium wilfordii, 4242 nucleotides long. RefSeq names its product receptor-like protein kinase. Gene Ontology annotation, molecular function: protein kinase activity; protein binding; ATP binding. Gene Ontology annotation, biological process: protein phosphorylation. The coding region runs from base 333 to 3647 and encodes 1104 amino acids. The record is from RefSeq and is a predicted model, not a curated record. The transcript is spliced from 3 exons. NCBI's taxonomy places the organism in Eukaryota, Viridiplantae, Streptophyta, Magnoliopsida, Celastrales, Celastraceae.
CGCUACUCACUAGUCACUACCAUUCAAGUGGCGCUUGUGGGCUCCUGGAUCUGGUUGGAAAUCUUCAAGAAAAGUUGCUAAGAAUACUUUCCAUUCAAUAUGAAAAAGACUCGGGAAAAAUCAGACUACGAUGGACGAAGCUGGCAAGAUCUUGCUGUAUUGGUUGAAUCCCAAUCUAACGAAUAUUAUAAAAGCUCCAAUGUCAACCACAAGAAUAAUCAUCCUAUCAUUUCUUCUGACAACUCGAGAAUUACUGGUUGAUUGCAAACUCAAUCGGGUAAGCUCUUGAAACCCAUAUUUCUCUAAUUUCAGUUACUUUCGGUUUUAUUACCAUGCACCUUGUCUUGCUUUUGUGCUAUCUCUCUGUAUACUAUGUGAAUGUUGCUGCUUUGAGUUCGGAUGGGUUGACUUUACUGUCUCUCAUGGGAGAUUGGGAAUCUGUGCCUCCUUCCAUAAACUCGACGUGGAAUGCUUCUGAUGCCAACCCAUGUUCAUGGGUAGGCGUACAAUGCGAUCGGGCUCUCAAUGUGGUUCAUCUGAAUCUCUCUGAGUAUAACAUUACUGGUCAAUUGGGUCCUCAAAUUGGACACGUGACCCAUUUGCAGAGUUUUGAUUUGAGCUUGAACUUUUUCAGUGGCAGAAUUCCACCACAGAUUGGCAAUUGUAGUCAACUUGAUCGGUUGGAUUUAUCCGUGAAUGGGUUCAGUGGAGAGAUACCUGAUACCUUGAAAAAUUUGCAAAAUUUACGGUUCUUGAAUUUGUAUUCUAAUCUCUUGACGGGUGAAAUAACAGAAUCGUUGUUUCAGAUUCCUUCCCUGACGUAUGUAUAUUUAAAUGAUAAUAGCCUUAGUGGUUCGAUUCCUAGGAAUAUCGGUAACUGGAGUGAAGUUUUGAAUCUGUACUUGUAUAAUAAUAAUCUAACCGGUACAAUCCCAGAUUCUAUUGGGAACUGUAGUAAAUUGGGGGGAGUUUUGCUAGGUCGAAACCAAUUGGUUGGAGAGUUGCCUAGUAGUCUAAACAAUCUGGGGAACCUAGAUACAUUGGAUCUCAGCUAUAACAAUUUUGAGGGCAGCAUUCAUUUGGGGUUGGGUGAUUGCAAGAAGUUAGAAUCUUUGCAGUUAUCAUUCAAUGCCUUUACAGGAGGUCUUCCCGCAGCUUUGGGCAAUUGUAGCAGCCUAACGACAUUUACUGCUGAGGGAACCAACUUGGUUGGCAGUAUCCCAUCUUCUUUUGGCCUACUAGGUAAUCUUUCAUUUCUUUACCUUUCUGAAAAUCAUUUGUCUGGGACAAUUCCACCAGAACUAGGAAAGUGCAAGUACUUGAGGGAGUUACUGUUGGCUCGAAACCAACUUGAGGGUGCAGUUCCGAGUGAAUUGGGAAUGCUGACUGAACUAGAGUGGCUUGAACUAUUUGAGAACCGCCUAACCGGUGAAUUUCCUGUUAGCAUUUGGAAGAUUCCAAGCCUUGAGAAUGUACUUUUGUACAAUAACAGUCUUUCUGGGGAACUUCCAGACCAUAUGGCUGAGCUAAAGCAGCUCAAAAAUAUUUCAUUGUUUGAUAAUAUGUUCUUUGGAGUCAUACCUCAGAGCUUGGGAAUAAACAGCAGCCUAGUGGCGUUAGAUUUCACCAAUAAUAAGUUCACUGGUCAAAUUCCAACAAAUAUUUGCUCUGGAAAGAAAUUGGAGGUUCUGAAUAUGGGUUUCAAUCAACUUCAAGGUAGCAUACCUUCUGACAUAGGAAGCUGUUCCACUAUACGGCGAAUGAUCCUGAAAAAGAAUAAAUUCACAGGGGUUCUCCCAGAAUUCGCAGAAAAUUCAAACCUGUUGCACAUGGAUAUCAGUGAAAAUCGUAUUGCAGGAGCAAUUCCGUCAAGUUUGGGAAACUGUACCAGUCUCACCUUUAUGGAUUUGUCCAUGAAUUUACUUAUGGGGGUCCUACCUGCAGAACUAGGUAAUCUCGUAAAGCUUGGGGAGCUGCGCUUGUCGCACAACCGCUUGGAAGAUUCUUUGCCAUCUCAGCUAUCACUUUGCAACCAGUUAGGAAUAUUUGAUGUGGGAUACAACUUGUUAAAUGGUUCAGUUCCUGAAAGUUUUGGAAAUUGGACAAGUCUAUCCACUUUAAUCUUAAAAGAAAAUUAUUUCACUGGCGGUAUUCCAUCAUUUUUGUCAAAGUUAAAAAGGCUUUCAGAGAUACAAAUUGGUGGAAAUUUUCUGGGAGGUGAGGUUCCCUCGUUCAUGGGAGAAUUACCUAACCUAAUCUAUGCAUUGAAUCUUAGCAGCAAUGGAUUGAGUGGAAAGAUACCGACAGAGCUUGGGAAUUUGAUGAAACUGGAACGUCUUGAAUUAUCUCACAAUAAUCUGACAGGAACUUUGGAAGUUCUUGGCAGGAUGGAGUCAUUAGUUGAGGUGAAUGUUUCGUACAAUCAUUUCACCGGUCCCAUACCAGAGAAACUUAUGGAAAUGCCUAAUGCAGUUCCAUCAUCAUUUGUGGGAAAUGCUGACCUGUGCAUCAAUUGUUCUCCAUCAGAAGGCUCGACUUGCGCUGGAUUCCGUAGUUUUAACACUUGUGAUCGUAAAUCAAGCGGGCGAAAUGCCCUCAGCAAACUAGAAAUUGCAAUGAUAGCUGUUGGUUCUUCAUUAGCUGUUGUUUUUAUACUUCUUGGUCUAGUAUGUACACUACUGCUCUGCAAAAGACGAAAGCAGGAAAAUGAUUUUUCUGCCCAAGGAGAAUCAUCGGCCCUACUUGAUCAAAUAAUGGUGGCAACGGAGAACUUACAUGACAAGUACAUAAUUGGAAGAGGAGCUCAUGGAGUUGUUUAUAAGGCCUCACUAGGUCCUGGCAGAGACUUUGCUGUAAAGAAGCUCGAGUUUUUGGGGCGUGAAGGUGGAAGUCAAACUAUGGUUAGAGAAAUUAAAACCAUGGAGAUGAUCAGGCAUCGAAAUCUUGUGAAGGUGGAAGACUUUUGGUUUAGAAAAGACUAUGGGUUAAUUUUGUACAAGUAUAUGCAAAAUGGGAGCCUUUUUGAUGUUUUACAUGGGACGAAUCCAUCACCAGCUCUAGAAUGGAAUGUUCGCUAUAACAUUGCAGUUGGAACAGCUCAUGCAUUGGCUUAUCUUCAUUAUGACUGUGAUCCUGCCGUCGUGCAUCGUGACAUCAAACCAUCGAAUAUUCUUCUGGAUUCUGAGAUGGAGCCUCAUAUAUCUGAUUUUAGCAUUGCCAAGCUUCUGGAUCAGUCUUCUGCUACAAAUCCAUCAAUUGCCCUUUCUGGCACAAUUGGAUACAUGGCACCAGAAAAUGCAUUCAUGUCUACAAGGAGCAAGGAGUCUGAUGUCUAUAGCUAUGGAGUUGUUUUGCUCGAAAUUAUUACAAGAAGGAAUGCAUUGGAUCCAUCAUUUACUGGGGGAAUGGAUAUUGUGGGUUGGGUUAGGUCUGUCUGGAAUGAGACUAAAGAUAUACAGAGCAUUAUUGACCCAAACCUUUCGAAUUAUUUAUUGGGUUCAAAGAUCAUGGGACAAGCUAUUAAUUUGCUAUUGAUUGCUUUGAGAUGUACCGAGAAGGAGUCGAGAAGGAGACCCACCAUGAGAGAUGUAGUGAAGCAAUUAUUAGAUGCAAACACCUCUUGGGUAAACAAUAGCAGGAGUCACUAAAUUUCCACAGUUACUGCUCUUGCUGUGAGAUACUGCAAGAGUACGGGAACUAGAUGAUGGACAAGGAAUUGUACAGAUUUGUAUUUUGAGAACAAAAUGUGGAUCUAGAUUGUGUGAAGAUAAUCAACUACUUGCCCCUGGAAAGUAUAAAGGAGCAAGAAGUUGAAGGGUUUGGUAGCUUCAAGUGAUUAAGGUGAUUCAUGAACCGUUUGAUCCGUCUUUCUUUUGUGUUCUGGUGUAAGAAGGUGUUGUCUUCCCAAAAUGAAGUGAUGGGAGAAGUUACAACCCAUUUGUUUGUACAGAUGAUUUGAAAACUGGAACUCGGACAAAACAGUGAGAAAGUGAAGUGUGACGAAGUUGGGUUUUAUCAUAAAAGCAUUUGAGAGAACUGGAAGCUUGAAGUUGUAAGAAUGUAUUGUAAUAGGAUUCUGUUGUUUUUUUUUUCCUUUUUAGUUCCCAGACUCUUGACCGACAUAGCUUUGGCAGUGAGAGUGUAAAGGUUUUUGCACCGUUCGGGUCCCUAGCGAUAGAAACGUACUUGGUUAUUUGGUGUUUUCUCAAUAACACUUUGGUAACGUCUGCAUUUGUUGGUGUA